CCGCUCUGACUGACCCCUUCAAUUUCCGCCGCUGUCCGAAACCGUUGCGAAGGCCGUUAGCUGAGCGCUCCCGGAGCUUACUGACUGACAAUGUCUGACGAAAAAGAUUCCCUGCGGGGAGGCAUAGAGGAGGGAGAGGAGCGGGUGGUGAACAUCACCAGUAGUGCGUACUCCGUGAAGCAGGCGGAGGAGGAGGCAGAUCCCAUGAAGGUGGAAGUGGCGGUGGGGGCUGAUGGCUGCUCUGAAGGCUGUUCUGACGACCUCAGCUGUGGAGAGGCCGACAUAGAUCCAAAUCUCCUGGGGCUUGAGGCUGACGAGGAGAAGUGCCGGAGUAUCCGCAAGCAGUACCGGCAGCUCAUCUACAACGUCCAACAGAACCGUGAAGACAUAGUGAACACAGCGAGCGACUCGUUGAGCGAGGCUCUUGAAGAAGCCAAUGUCCUGUUUGAUGAAGUGAGCCGAACAAGAGAAGCGGCUCUCGAUGCCCAGUUUCUUGUUCUGGCUUCUGAUUUGGGUAAAGAAAAAGCCAAGCAGCUGAACUGUGAUAUGCGCUUUUUUAAUCAAGUAGCAUUUUGUGACUUUCUCUGUAUAUUUGUGGGACUAAACUUGAUGGAAGAUAAUGGACGUAAUGCGUUGAGUGGUUGUGAUGAUAAUAUAGCUCUUUCCUUCUGGGAGACAAUACAGAAGGAAGCAACAUCCUGGAUAUUGCAAGCUGGAACAUUCCACUUUAUUUUUGGUUCAUUCAAAUCAGAGUCUUCUGCCCGAAAGCCCCGACGUGAGCACCAGAAAAAAACUCACAGAAUGGAAGAUAAUAGGGAUAUGCCUGUAAAACUGAGGAAGUUGGACUUGAGUAAUAAUCAAGAAGCGACAGAAAAAGAAGUAGAAAGAAUCCUGGGAUUGUUGCAAACGUACUUUCGAAAGUAUCCUGAUACUCCUGUGUCCUAUUUUGAGUUUGUGAUUGAUCCAAAUUCUUUUUCUCGUACCGUGGAGAAUAUAUUUUAUGUUUCUUUCAUUAUAAGGGAUGGUUUCGCAAGAAUAAGGCUUGACCAAGACAGGCUGCCAAUAUUAGAGCCAAUUAAUAUUAACCAAGUGAGUGAGGGAAAUGAUCCCAGUUCCUAUGGCAGGAAACAAGGGGUUAUAUCUUUGAGUUUACAGGACUGGAGAAAUAUUGUGGCGACUUUUGAAAUUUCAGAGGCUAUGAUCACAAAUUCAUACUAAAUAUUUUUGUUCCUAGUAUAGGAUGCAUUUUGUGGCUUUUCUAAAAGUGUGUCAAAAUGCAGAGUUAAAUCCAAACAAAAGCACAUAUUGUUACCUCUUGUAAAGUGAAAAAGUAUUUUCAAGAACAUCAAAUUGUUUACUGUGCAGUGUGAUUUUCUUGGUAGUUUAUAAGAUAGUCAAGACCUUCUGUUAUUAAAAAAAAUUUACUGGCAUGUUCAUGGGAAAAUUUUUUGAAUGUCCUUUGAGACUAUUAAUAAAAAUCAUUUCUGAAUUUCGUAAGUUAAAAGGUAUUUGAUAAUUUGCAAAAAAAAAAAAAUUUAGUUAUGAUGCCCUGUGAUACUGUGUUCCUCUGUUACAGGGAACCAAGGGAGUCCCAUAUGGGGCUCCUAACCAGGUUGGGGAAAGAGUGGGUGAAAAAAAUGGUAAAAAACAUCCAUAGGGCAGUGAAUAUGCAACAUUAAUACUAUAAAAAAAAAAUUAAGAUGCCUUGCUUCAUUGCAGAGAGGGCUCAGGUCAAUGAGUGGGUAUCCAUAUUCUAAAAAAUUUCUCCUGUGAUUAAACUCAACAAAAGUCGAGUUAUCUCUACUCUAGUAGACAAAGCAUCAACUAAGUGCUGAAAAGUCAUUAGGAACUGGUCAAAUACAGGAAUGGUAUUCUAGGCAGGGGAUAUGGAGGCCAAAUAUAUGGGAUUGUGAGAAAUUAUGGCACCAGAGAACCAUAAAAGGUUUUGAAAACUAUUCCAUUUGAAUGUUAAGCGGGGCAAAAAUUGAAUUACUUUGUCUGUCAUUCUCCUCAGAGAUAGAAGAUAUUUUUGUCAGAUUACUUCAAACA
Messenger RNA from Rhinolophus ferrumequinum (greater horseshoe bat), 2049 nucleotides. It is a transcript of the gene EID3, whose product is annotated as EP300 interacting inhibitor of differentiation 3. The transcript has a single exon. NCBI's taxonomy places the organism in Eukaryota, Metazoa, Chordata, Mammalia, Chiroptera, Rhinolophidae. The record is from RefSeq and is a predicted model, not a curated record. Gene Ontology annotation, biological process: DNA repair. The coding region runs from base 91 to 1218 and encodes 375 amino acids. Gene Ontology annotation, cellular component: Smc5-Smc6 complex; nucleus.